GCUUAUGUUAAUGCAGGUGCUAUCAUUCAGGAAGAUAUUAGUGAAGCUCCUGUUAUAUUUGGAGUGAAGCAAGUUCCUGUCGAUGCAUUACAACCUAAUAAAACGUACGUGUUCUUCUCCCAUACAAUCAAAGCCCAAGAAGCUAACAUGCCUUUACUGGAAGCGAUCCUAGAACGAAAUAUCAGGCUUAUUGAUUAUGAGAAAAUGGUUGACAGUGAUGGACAGAGAGUUGUAGCUUUUGGAAAAUAUGCUGGCGUAGCAGGAAUGAUAAAUAUCCUCCAUGGACUAGGGUUGAGACUGUUAGUCCUAGGGCAUCAUACCCCUUUCAUGCACAUAGGACCUGCUCAUAAUUAUCGAAGUAGUGGAAUGGCUCGGCAGUCUGUAAGAGAUGCAGGAUAUGAAAUAGCACUAGGAAUGAUGCCACGAUCCGUUGGUCCAUUGACUUUUGUUUUCACAGGAUCUGGAAAUGUUUCUCAGGGCGCUCAAGAAGUAUUUCAAGAACUGCCUUAUGAAUAUGUGGAGCCUGAAGAUCUUCCACAAGUUUCUGAACACGGAUCAAUGAACAAGGUAUAUUCAGCAGUGGUGAGCAGAGAUGACCAUUUUGAACGUAAAGAAGGUGGUGGUUUUGACCCAGAAGAGUAUGACCAGCAUCCAGAACGUUAUUUUUCAACCUUUGCUAAAAAUAUUGCUCCUUACGCAUCUGUAAUCAUAAAUGGCAUAUACUGGGGAGUUGGUUCACCAAAGUUGCUUACUAUCCCCGAUGCAAAGCAUCUCCUGCAGCCAAGUUAUACACCAUGGUUACCCACGAGUGUUGGUACCCCUGCUCUUCCACACCGCCUUCUGGCCAUCUGUGACAUUAGUGCUGACCCAGGUGGCUCUAUCGAAUUUAUGACUGACUGCACAACGAUUGACACUCCAUUCUGUUUAUAUGAUGCAGACCAGCACAAGAAUAGUGAAAGCUUUUCUGGUCCAGGUGUUCUUGUUUGUUCAAUAGACAACAUGCCGACCCAGUUACCAAGAGAAGCAACCGAUUUUUUUGGUGAUCUUCUUUAUCCAUAUACGUUUGACAUACUUAAGUCUGAUGCAACCAAACCACUUGAAGAACAUAAUUUCUCGGCUGUAGUGAAAGGAGUAA
Molecule: messenger RNA, 1135 nt
Organism: Limulus polyphemus (Atlantic horseshoe crab)
Lineage: Eukaryota; Metazoa; Arthropoda; Merostomata; Xiphosura; Limulidae
Product: alpha-aminoadipic semialdehyde synthase, mitochondrial-like
Exons: 8
Cellular component (GO): cytoplasm
Molecular function (GO): saccharopine dehydrogenase (NAD+, L-lysine-forming) activity
Source: RefSeq, a predicted model, not a curated record